AUGACCAAAGCAUUCGAACCGUUUCGCAAAGUCGACCCCGAAGUCCUUGACAACUUGGGCGAGCGAAUGCUUGCCCUUGACAUGGAAGAUAUCGUUGUCGUCACGAUGGAGAAUGGCGAAAUCAACGCUACCAACGACAAAUUCUGGGCCUAUCACGGUGACGUCCUUCGCGAUAGCCUGACGAGCAAUUCUGCCUACACAGCAGUACUUCUCAAUGUCACCAUUCUGCUUAAUACGUACGACGAGUCGAAGAUCGUUGUGCAUCCUAAGCACGAACAGCCAUCGUUGGACGAUGCCUCGCCCCUCGACGACUUUUCACGAACCCAGUCGUGGUCCAGAAUGACAGUCAGCUGCCCUGAUGAACCAUCAGUAAAGAACGUAGACGUCACAAUGGGCAGAAACACAACCGGAUUUGUAUCCAAUUUGACCGAAAGCCAGGACAUUUGUCAGCAUUUUGAGUAUCAGAAGCUACACAGCUUCUUCAAUACCCCGGAAAGCUUGCGCUUGACAGACCUGCCUCUUCCACUCUUUUCUCAAGCAAAACCGUCUUCAUUCCAGGAUCUGCUUUAUCCCAGUCCUUUCUACGAAGCUCACCGAAGCGAUUAUGAAGCGGACGAUGACCUCUCAUGGGACUCCAUAUAUACUGGCUUGUACUGGCGGGGCUCCACCACAGGCGGUCAUAGUACACUAGAGAAUUGGCACGACAUGCACAGAUAA
Aureobasidium vineae is the source of this 717-nucleotide messenger RNA. NCBI's taxonomy places the organism in Eukaryota, Fungi, Ascomycota, Dothideomycetes, Dothideales, Saccotheciaceae. The record is from the annotation of a GenBank genome assembly.